GGGGCGCGACAGCCAGGUUUAGUCUGCCGUCAACCGUCGAACGAGGAACGUGUACCGUGCCCGUGAUUGUGUUGUGUGUGAUGUGAUAUUGGAUCGUGAAGUGUCAAUAAGUGAUUUUAAACUGGAGAAGGAUAAUUUACUGUGGAGCAACAUGCUCACGUCCAGCAAUCAGUAUUUAAGGCCUGAUUACCUGUCGCCUUUGCCAACGACGCUCGACGCGAAAAAGAGCCCGCUGGCACUCCUGGCGCAAACGUGCAGCGCUAUUGGCGCUGAUACACCGAACCCCAAACUCAUUUCAGCCGCUGAAAAGGCUAGCAAGAAGUACGACGACAAACCGACGCAUGUAGACAACAAACCCAGUUUCAAGCCUUACGAAUCGUGCCUGACGAGAGAAAAGACUCGAACACCUGAGGACAGGGCAUCAGUUAAUACUCAGUCGAAGACUCCUUCCUCAAAGGGGAGUGCUUCUACUACCCCAGUGCAAGCGCGCUGUAGCAGCAACCAAAGUUCAUCAUCGCUACGGACCUCACCACCUACGCAUCGGAAAACGCCUUCAGAAAAAUCAGAUGAAAGAUCCAGUCCCAUUUCAUCACCUGCCCAAGUGAAAUCAAAUUCUGAUUCUUCGAAUACUGCGUCCAAGUUACCGUACUCAAAUAGUCUACCGUCCAGUACAGAAACCAAAGAACCUACGAGCUUCAAACCAAGCGUACCUGUUUCAUCAUCUGCUUUUCUAGGAGGAUUGCCGCCUUCCGGUUUCCCUCUACCUAUGGAUUUAAUGACAAGCAGUCUUAUGGCUGCUCAGCACCAAGCCUUGAAAAAUGGAUUGAAUCCGUACCUGGCGUAUGCUAGAAUGAAAGCGCCCGGUAGUGAUUUAGGUAUUUGCAGAGAUCCCUAUUGCACUGGAUGUUCUUUAAGUUCACAUUUGCUUAAAUCUGCCGUGUGCCCCGCUGGCUGUGCGCAGUGUGAUCACGCUAAAACUCCUUUUUCACUACCUUCUGGUCACCCAGCAGCGGCCGCGUAUGCUCACGCGCAAUUAGCAGCUUUAGCAGCGGCAUCGCAGCUACCUUUUGUAUGCAGUUGGAUGGCUGGAGAUUCGGCGUAUUGUGGAAAACGAUUUGCAACAUCAGAAGAACUUUUGCAACAUUUAAGAUCUCACACGGCCAGCGGUGAUUCAAGUCCGAGUUUAUCAAUGUUGAGUGCCACACAUCCGCUACUACAAAGGACAUAUCCAACGCCUCCGUUGUCGCCUCUGACGCCAAGGUUCCACCCCUACAGCAAACCGUCGCACCUGAUGUCGUCACCGCCUCUGCCUUUCCCUUUGCCGCCGCACCCGUCGCUGGCGGCGUACUUCCCCUCGUAUCCUCUAUUUGGACCGAGGCCGUUGCAUCCUUGAGGACCGUCGGCGCUCCACGCUAAUAAAAAGGGGGGCGCCGAACAUUAACGCCCAAGCCAAACGAACAUUUGAAACUGAGGACAGUGUAGAUAUCGGAUAGGGUUCUGCAGUUUCUAGUCGGCUCAUAUCAUCGACGGACAUGGCCCCGAGGGGCGCGCCAGCUGUGAUCUCUAACUUGUAAUUCGUGAUGUUAUUGUGCACUGAUAACGCUCGCAUCGCUUUGUCCCGCGAGCGCGGUUUAUUUUAUAGUUAGACUAACGAAAUUUUUAUGUACCAAAUCUAUAGUUUGUAAUUUAAAUAGUUUUUUUAAUUUAAUUUGUUAUGUACAAGUAGAGAGGAUUGUUACAUGUGUUUGUAUUUUAAUGUCCACCUUUGAGAAAUAUUUUCACAUACUAUGCUUUCGAAUAAAUUAAGAAGUCUUACAUCGUUAAAUGUUACCGCAACACAAUGCUGUCUUAUUUCAAAUAGCGAUUUUAAACUCCGAUAUAAUCUAAAUAGCGUCGAACACAUUUAAAUUCAAAUUUACAUUUUAAUGUAAUUUAAAGUGGUUCUAUUUUUUGUUUCGGAUAAUCUUGAAAAGAUUAAAGUCGUAAAUGUUCUUUGUAAAGCAAAAACGGUAAACAUUAUUGCCUGCACUAGAUUGUUUAAGUGAUAUUGUAAGCAUUGGUAUCUGUUGACAUAAAAAUUUGUUGUUAUAAAGGUCAUAAAAUGGAUGAAAUAUACGUAAAUAUUUAAUUUCGAA
Molecule: messenger RNA, 2135 nt
Organism: Colias croceus (clouded yellow)
Lineage: Eukaryota; Metazoa; Arthropoda; Insecta; Lepidoptera; Pieridae
Gene: elB
Product: zinc finger protein Elbow
Exons: 2
Coding region: 152-1393 (413 amino acids)
Biological process (GO): negative regulation of DNA-templated transcription
Cellular component (GO): nucleus
Source: RefSeq, a predicted model, not a curated record